This is a messenger RNA of Closterium sp. Naga37s-1, 1248 nucleotides long. Lineage: Eukaryota; Viridiplantae; Streptophyta; Zygnematophyceae; Desmidiales; Closteriaceae. The record is from the annotation of a GenBank genome assembly.
AUGCCGGCCAUGGCGCUGAAGCUGUUCAAGCGCGGGCAGACCGUGCUGCUCAUGCUGCCCGACGGCGGCAUGCGCAUAUACGCGGACGCGGUGCGCGUGGCGCGCGUGAUGAAGGACUAUCCGGGCUUCAUGGUCGGAUCGCACAACUCCGCGCGCCUGCAUCUCCCGCCCGAGAAGCUCCUGCGGCCCGGCAACUCUUACUUCCUCCACGCGCCCUCGGAGACCGAUCCAGGCACCGCCGUGCCCCCGCCGCGGCUCGAUACGACCGGCGGAUUGGCCGAGUAUACCCGCGAUUAUGGUGACUAUGACAAGAGCUCGCCGGAUCAACGGUCGCCCGCGAGCGACGCAUCGUGGACGGCGAAAGAGUUGCGCCGCGCCAGCAUCUCUCUCCAUUCAUCAACAGCCGCCCGCCCAUCUUUGCCGUCUCGCGCCAACUCCGCGCCGCGCUACAGCCUCGACGUGCGCAACGACGGCCGCGGCGGGAUCCGUCGCAGCUUCUCAGCCAAAGAUCUGGAGAACGUGCCCCCCGCCAGCCCAUCCGGACCUCCCCGGCUGACUCGGCGCGCUUCGCUCGCAAUUGACAUGUCUUCCCUCGCCCUCUCCCCCUCCUCCAUCGCUCCCCCGCAAACGUUUCGCCGCCUUCCCCCUAACUUCCAAGCGCAAGACGUCGCCCCCACGCCUGCGGUUCCCCCGCGCUUGCUGUGCGCGGGGGACGUGCGGGUCGCGCUGGGCGCCAGCAUGGGCAAGUCGAUGAGCUUCCCGGAUUUCGCGGGUCUAGAGAGCGGUGACGUGGCGCUACGUGCGCAGCCGGGCUCGCGGGUGGCCCGGGGGAACAGCGGAGGCGGAAGCGGAGACUGGGGAAGCGGGGAAAACAGUCCGGGGGCAAUCUGGGAGUGCGAGGAGGAGGAGGGGAGAAUGGAAAGGAGCAGCAGCGGCGGCGGCGGCGGCGGCGGAUUAACCCGCAGGCGCUCGGGUAUUCCCAGUAGUAGAUACGCCGCCCCUGAGCCACAGUUGCCGCCGCUGCAGCCGCAGCAGCAGCAGCAGCAGCAGAGGGCGUGGAAGGCAGGACAGUACGGGCAGCUCACUCCGCCCACUGGGUCUGGUCCGCUCCCCCCCAUCUCCACGCACGCGCUCAACAUGUCCCCCGCGUCCCCCUGCCAGCACUCGCCCAGUGUGUUCUCGCCUCUCGCCCGCUCUGCAUACCACCACUCUCACUUUCAACACGUGCAGUUGCAGCAGGGGCUGUAG